AUGGAUUAUUUAAAUAUACGUUCGGUUACUGAUUCAAAAAAAUUUUUUACAGAUUAUUCCAUUUUUCAUCCAGAUUCCUAUAUUACAAAUAAACGAAAAUCUCAUUCUACAUAUAAUGAUUUAUAUCAGCAGAAAUCCAAUAAAUUGAUUGAUUUUCAACAUAGUCCAACUGAAUAUAAUUUGAAUACAAUUCAUACUACUACUACUACUACAACUACUACUAAUAAUAAUAACAGUAAUACAAUCUCAUCUUAUCCUGUCUCUUCUUGUACUCAUAACACAAUUCAUACUGAUCACCAUCAUCCUGCUCCUCAUCCUCAUCAUUUUCGUUCGUACAGUACUACACCAUUAUCAAUCAAAAUACAUCCAUCCGACAAGAAGCCAUCAGUUCAUUCUUAUGAAAUCAAUAAUAAUUCCACUAGUGAUAUCUGUUCAACCAGUUCAUCAUUAUCUGAUCAUAACACGACGAACGGUAUCCAUUGUUCAUUAUCACUGAAUGAUAAUGGUGUUAAACGAGAAAUUGGCGCUUCUAUGAAACAUCGUACUCUACCGCUGGUACCACCACAUCAACGUGAACACCAACAUCAACCACCACAACACCAUCAUGGUUCACAUGAAACACUCACCACAUCACAAUUAACUACACCGACUGUAACAUGGCGUAUAAAAGAUGCUAAAGAAUUAUAUUAUGAUAAGAAAUUGCUGCGAUUAAUUGAACAAUUACCAAAAGAGAAACAAAAUUCCAUUGGCCUGAUUUUAUUAGCAAUGGAUGUGAAAUUCUUUUUAUUAAUUCAUUCGAAUUUAAUGAAUAAAUCUGAGAACCGUUAUGCUACUUCUUAUACUACACAUUUUAAUAAUUAUCAUGACAUGGAUAUAUUUUCGGGUGGAUUAGAAUAUCGUUUACGUGAAGCAUUACAGUUGGUGCAACCAAAGAAUAAAAUUUUGAAUAAUGAAUCGAUGACGGAUCAACAAUGUGUUGUGAAUACUAGCAACAGUAGCAACAGUGGUGGAGAUUUGAAUAAAACUUAUUUGAAUAAAAUUAUUGAUGUUCGAAGUAGAAAACAUGUCAAUGACUCCAAUAAGGCAUCAAUGAAUUUCACCAAAGAAUCUUUUAAUAAAGAAGAAGAUGGUCGUGAAUCUGGAAUCGAUCCAGACACUUUGGAUGAAACAUCAACAUCAAUGAUUGGCAAUUCAUUAAGUUUAAAUGAUAUGAAAUAUGCUGCGACAAAUGGAUUUAAUUCUACUACUUCGGCAAAUACUACUGAAAUAACUAAACCAAAUGUAAUCACCAUAUUGAGACGUUUAGCAAGAUAUUUAGCAUUACGUAUAGCCAAUAAACGACAUAGUUUGGCUACAGCUAAUCAACAUGUUGCAAGAAAUGCAAUUGAAGAAAAACUUUUACGUUCCCGAUUAAGUGAAUUACAAACAAGCACUGAUUAUAAUACCACAGAACAUCUAUACAGUCGAACGAGUUGGAAUUCACUGAAUUCAUUGGAAAUCAAUCGUGGCACAUUGGUGAAUCGAUUCGAUCGUUUGCAUAAUAAUACCAUUGCUGUAAUCCAGUUGUUAUGUCAAUUAGCUAGACGUUUAGCUAUCCUGGAUAGUCAAUUGUAUUAUUUAAAUAAAGAGAAAUUUUAUGACAAUGUCAUAUUGUUGAAUAGAAAUCCGACAAUCAAUCGUGAUCAACAUGAUUUCUCAUCAUCGUAUAAUGAUGAUGAUGGUGUGAGACCAGCGACGGCGACAUCAGCGAUAUCAUUUCUAACUGAUCGAACACUGUUCCCACCGAAUCGAUUAGUUCAUCAUUCUAAUUAUUAUGUAAAUAGUAAUCGCAAUAAUAAUAGUAAUUAUGAAUUGUCACAAAUAGUUGAACAACAAAAACAAUUAGUCAUACAAAUUAAAGAAGCACAAUUAUUAAGAGCGGAAUUAGAAACAUGUCGACGUCGUCUGUUGGAAAGUAUACCGGGAAAUUUAAAAUGUGAUUCAACACACACUAUGAUUGGUAAAUUAGGCAGAGAUUUUAAUGAUGAUACACCGACCAAUACUAGUACUCCUACUAUGAAUGGUAAUAAUAAUAAUAACAAUCAUUGUACAACAGAUUUUAAAUUACCGCCAAACACAGAUAAACAAAUGGAACAACAAUUAUUGAACAAUAAUGAUCCAUUGAAAAAAUCAUCCAAUAAAAUCAACAAUAAUUAUGAAUUGAAUGAUAAACAAUUCAUAGAUUGUCAACAAACUGUGAAAACAACAUCACAAUUUCUUAGACAACGUGUUACUGAACAUUUAAUUGAAUUUUUAAAUUGGUUCGUUUUAUCACAAAUAUUUGAAACUGAAAUCAAAGUAGAUCAAGAUUUAUGGGAAAGUAUACAAGAUGAAUUACGCUUUGAAUUAUCCUAUUAGUGAAUGUGUGUGUGCGCGGGUGUGUGUGUGUGUAGAUUGGGAAAGAACGAUCAAACACAAUCAACACCUCUUGAAAUUUGUGUACAAAAAUCAUGAAAAUCAUUGAACAGUCAGUCAAUCAAUUAGGCACUUCUUAAAAACACACAAAAGAAUUAAUGAAAUUAAAUUAAAAUUAUUUAUAAUUAUUUUAUUUUUGUGAUAAAUAAAUUCUUCGGAAAAAAAUAUAUUUAUAUAUCAUUGUUUAUUUUUUUUUUUUAAUAAAGUUGAAAAAACAAAAUCAUCAAAUUAUCAUAAAAUUCCAUGAAAAAAAUAAUAAAAUAAAAUAAAAUAAAAAUUUAUUUUUCCCCUUUUUCCUGUUGUUGUAAUUAUUUAUUAUUAUUAUUAUUAUUAUUACUUCGUGGAAUGCACCUUUUGUUUGGUGUGUGUGUGUGAGUGACUGUGUGCAUCUUCUGAUUUUGUACGUUCGUUCUCCUUGUGUAUUAUUUAUUCAGUGACAAAAAAACAAACCAAUCCCAACAAGUACAUAGUUUGUGACUCUUUUUUUUUUUAGAAAGCUCUUUGUAUUAAUCCUCUCCAUGAUUACAUAAUCCGUAACAGAUAGAU
Schistosoma turkestanicum is the source of this 3000-nucleotide messenger RNA. The record is from the annotation of a GenBank genome assembly. Lineage: Eukaryota; Metazoa; Platyhelminthes; Trematoda; Strigeidida; Schistosomatidae.